Ostrinia nubilalis (European corn borer) is the source of this 1528-nucleotide messenger RNA. RefSeq names its product beta-1,3-galactosyltransferase 6 (gene beta3GalTII). The transcript has 3 exons. Gene Ontology annotation, molecular function: UDP-galactosyltransferase activity. Bases 227 to 1306 code for a protein of 359 amino acids. Gene Ontology annotation, biological process: glycosaminoglycan biosynthetic process. Gene Ontology annotation, cellular component: Golgi membrane. The record is from RefSeq and is a predicted model, not a curated record. Lineage: Eukaryota; Metazoa; Arthropoda; Insecta; Lepidoptera; Crambidae.
UCUGCCUGGCUGUCACAAUUUGUUUAUUAUUUUGUUGUAAUAAUUUCAAUGUUUUCGUGAAGAUAAUUUCAAUAAAUUGUGGGUUACUAUAUCGUAUCGUUCAAUGAUGACUGAGUUUAAUAAAGAUUAACUUUAUUAAAAAAAAAACAUGUGAAAUCGAGAUGUAAAAACACUUGUUGUAUAGUCAAAAUGAACAUUGGGGGAGACAGUGUAAAUAAAAUAAAUAAUGUUGAGCUUAUUGCGAAGGUAUAAAACAAUGGUUCUAGUCAGUUUAUUUUUCUUUUAUAUCGGUUGUGGAAUUACAUUAAGCUUUUUACGACUCGAAUGUGUUACUGCUGUAGCCACAAAGAAACCACAAGAGGCUCUAUCAAGUGAUGUGGAAUACGCCGUGUUGAUUCUAAGCAGUCCUGAUAAUAAAGUUAAAAGAGAUGCAAUACGAAUAACUUGGAAAAAGUUAUCAGAAAACAUAUUUAUAGAAAAUGGAGAAAAACUUUACAAAUGGAACCAAGAUUCUGUUGGAACAGGUGUCAAACAUGAAUUCGUAAAAUUUUUCUUUGCUGUGGGCACCCAAGGCUUACAUGACAUGGUAUUAGAAGGUUUAAGAAGAGAAUCACAGAAUAGUAACGACAUGCUUCUUUUAGACUUUCUAGAUAGAUAUGAAUAUCUAACUUCAAAGUUAAUAAAUGCGAUGAAAUGGAUAAGUGCUAAUUUGAAGGGAUUAAAAUAUGUUAUAAAAUGUGAUGAUGAUUCCUUUGUUAGAAUUGAUCUUAUUAUUAAGGAUUUAGACGCAUAUGCACCAGAAAUGAACGGUCCGGAACUGAGUCAGUAUGUUACUUUUAAGAAAACUUUACCCUCAUACAAAGGUUUGUAUUGGGGGUAUUUUGAUGGCAGAGCGACAGCCCGUCUGAGCGGUAAAUGGCAGGAAAAAGACUGGUUCUUAUGCGACUCCUACUUACCUUAUGCUCUAGGCGGUGGCUAUAUUAUAUCCAGGAGCAUUGUUGAUUACAUUGCUAGAAAUGCUGACUUUUUAAGCGUCUACAACUCUGAAGAUGUUUCAAUGGGUGUGUGGACAGCGGCUCUUGACGGAAUCAAUAGAGUACACGACACAAGGUUCGAUACAGAAUGGAAGUCUCGUGGAUGCAGCAAGCACAUGUUAGUAAGGCACAAACAGACUCCACCUGACAUGCUCAGCAUGAACACAGCGCUAGUUAAUUCUAAAGGCGAGACUCUGUGCAAAACUGAGUCUGUUGAGCGGAAAUCCUAUAGCUAUAAAUGGGACGUACUUCCAAGCAUGUGCUGCAAAUAGAACAUAAUUUUAAUAAAGUCCAGUCACAAAAACAAUGUAAAUACUUUUGAGAAAUAUGUAAUUUUUAUUUAACAAUUUGAACACAAUUACAAUAAAAGUAAAAUAGACUUGUCACUUAAGGAUGUCAAUCCAGUUAAAUGUAUAAAUACUCAUAAUUAUUUAUAAAAGAUAUUAAUUGUAAGAAUAAAUCAUAGAUAUGAAAAAUAUAAACAGUUAAAAUGA